UUCCCGCUCUAUGUAGACUCUAGUAAUCCUUAUAAUUUUAUACGGACAAAGUUCCGGUAGUUCAGUGAGUGUGCUCUUUUCAAACAUGGGGAGGUUACUUUUUUGAAAUAAUAUGUUGGAACUAGAAAGCCGGGGUGUCGUUGUGUCGUUAAGUGUGCUGAGUGGGUGUAUAUUAUUAUACAACGCCUGGGGCCCUAUUCUCGCGGUAAUUGUUUCGUUAUUUCUAGUGGUUUAUGCGUGCUAUUCUUUGAUCACCAACGAUAGCUUGCUAUCGCCGCAUGCAUUUAUAUUUUUCGAUUAUUUCAAAGAAGCCGUUAUCGAACUAAAAGAUACCUUAGGCCGAGCUAUUGUUUAUGUAUUAAGACAAUUUACUCUUCUUUGGAGUAAAAUAAAAAACGUUUACCGCGAACGUUUCUCAGUCAGAAUGGAACGACGUCGAGUAAGUAGAUAUCAACUCAGCAGUGACACUACUUUUAAUAGUAGAAAUGCUUCAAGAUUCAGUCUUAUUCCACAAGUAAGCCCAAUACCCCGGAGUACGCAUAAACAUAUUUCAAACCUGUCCAGCAUGUCGGAAAAUAAAUUUAAUCAUGAUAACGAAUAUCACUCGUAUAAUCAGAACAGUAUUUACAACAAAUGUACUUCGACACCCUUAUCUCAAUACAAAAAGGAUGACCUGCAUAAUACAGAUGCUAGAUACAAGACAAAUUGGUCAUCUCCAAAGAAAACUUCACCUAUGUUUAAUCAGAAUCAUACUUUAACACGCGGUGAAAAUAAUACUUUGUUUUCACCCGACGGAUCACCAUGGGGUACCAGUAUAAGUCCCAAAAUGAGAUCGAAAGCUGGCGGAGUAAAAACCGUACAGACAGUUGCAGGUCCAUUGUUAGCUUCUACUAGAUAUAACAUUGAUCCUAAGACAUAUACGGAUGUAACAUCGCCAGGACUAACUAUAAGGUUAACUAAGUAUGCUGCUGAAGCUAAUAAUAAAUUGACUCAUCAAUCACAGUAUGGUACCGGUCAAUUUCCGAAAGUUAAUCUUCAUGCGAGUCCCAUUCCUUUGAUUAAUGCAAAAUCUGCGAAAAUAAGAGGACCUGUUACGGUUAGAGUCGCACCACCAGAAACUACGAGAUAUUCUCCUCCAGAAAGGCAGAAAGUCUUGUCUGGUGUAUGUCAGUCGGAAAAUAAAUCACCAUCCAGUGUUGUACAGGUUCUACGAGAAAUAUCGUUGAAAAGACACGCGUCCAGAGAAGAUGUUACGUCUGAUUUAGUAAAAAAGCAAAGAACAGAUAAUAUAUUUGUGAACGAAGUAGAAAAUUUUGAAGAAACGAAACAAAAGAGAGGUAGAGAUGAAUCACCCAAAUCUGAAGAAGAUAAUUCUCCUCCAGAUAAAAAUCUUAGACCUACGAAACGUAGUAAAACACCAUCCUGCUAUGAUAUAUUACGUUCGCUAAGUUCAAGUAUUCAUGUUGCUACUGGUAUUAAAAGAAAAGCUGUUGACUGUUCCCGCAGCGGAACUCCUGAUAUUGAAAAACAUUUUAAAUCUUUGGAGCAUAUACAAAAUGGAGAUUCGCGAACUCUAGCACAAGUGCAAAGUAUAAAUACAAAUGAUAAUACACCAGCUGUAAAUAAGAAACUGUCUACAAACUCGAAUUUAUCAAAUUCUCUUAAUAAAACACAAGAGCAAUCUCCUAUUAAAGGAAUUCUUAAAACUUCCAAAAACACAAUAAAUUCUGAUGAAACUGAAACAAUUUCUGCUAACGAAGAAAAUAUGAAAUCUCAAUAUAAGGAUAAUGAAACUUCUUCGGCAACGAAAUUCACGGAUAAACUUUUUAUGAGAGCAGAACCACAAAGAAAUGAAAAGUUAAGAUCACUCGUCGAAGAACAAGGAAAUAUAAUAGAAGCGAAGUUCACUACCGACGAUGUGGAAGAAAUUAAGAAAAAAGAUAUAGUGAACAUGAGACAAACUAGUAUGCGAGCAAGAUUACAGAGUAUGUUCGAUGCUAUAUCUGGCAAAGCAGCAAGCAGAAUUAAUCCUGAUGUAGUGAUUCAGGCAGAAGAAAUUAGCGAGGUUGCACCUGCAAUUUCUUCCUCUGCAGAUUGUGCAACGCUCAAUUCUGUAACAACAACAACUAAUGUUAAUACAACGCCUAUUACUACGUCUGCUAUAGCGCCAGCACUUACAUCACCCAAAGCUAAUAUGAAAACGGUCAAACACAUAACGUUUAAUUUACCAAAUGCAGAAAAUAUGUCUGGUACUAAUGAACAGAUUACAAGUAAUACAGUAUCAGAUGAAAAGAAUAAAUUCAUUGCUAAUGAAGCAUCUAACUAUAAGACUGAUAUUACACCAGCAACAUCAUCAGAAUGUACUAACGUGACGUUAGUUACAAAUUCACUUCCUAUAACCUCCAAUUCAAUUACAUCAACAUUUGUUUCUGGCAAGACAGUAGCAAAUACAUUACCAAUUGUAGCAUCAGUUACACCACUAGCCGUACCAUCAGUUCCUUCAAAUGGAAUAUUAAAAUCCAAUACUUCUAUUUUAAAUACUCCUUUAAGUUCUACAAGUGCAGGAUCAAACGUUAUACUAUCAAUACCAUCUACUUCCAAUAGUCUUUUUACAAAUAAGAGUACUAUAUCCAAUAUCACGACUACUCCUUCAAAUUCUGAUCCAACCAGUAUCAAAUCUAGCAUUGGCAAUUCUAUCUUACACAAUGUAAGUAAUGUAGGAUCCACAAUGAACACUGAAAGCCCUAAAUUUACAUUUGGCAAUAUUGUCAGUACAACUGCAUCAACUCAAGUAAAUACUGCCUCUGUUCAAAAUGUAACUACAAGUGGCUUAAACUUUACGACUGAAACAAAAAGUAUAAUGUUACCAAUGUCAACUGUAGCUGCUACUGUUACUACUACUGCUAUCGCUACUACUGCUACUGCUACAGCUGCUUCUAAUGUUGCUUCAGUUUUUAAAAGUAUUACAGAUAAUGCCACAAAUAGUACCAAUAAAAAUUUGGUGACAUCUACAGCAACUACAACAAUGCCAUUCAUAUUUGGAAGUAACAAUGUACAGACACCGAAAACUGAAGUUGGUUUAUUUAAUACAACUACAACUAAUGUUCCAAAAACAUUUAGGAUUUCUGUAAUUACCCAAAGUAAUCCAAUAGCUAGUAAUGCAUCUAUAAUCACAAGUAAUACUUCUGCACCAAGCAACCCUAUGUUAAAUUUGGCAAAUGGUACAUUUAGUGGAAAUGUAUCUAGUGGAUCUACGGCAUUUACGUUAAGUACCGCAACACCUAUUUUUUCAUUUGGGACAUCAAAUGCAUCAACAUCAGAAAAUAAAUCAGCAUUUUCAUAUAAUGCUAAUGCGCUAGGAAGUUCUAACGCGUUGUUGGCACCAACUAAUACACCAGUUACUUCUACUGCAAGUAAUAAUACAACUUCUGGAUUUAACGUACCAGCUGCUACUACAUCUUCUCAAUUCUCUACAACAACUACACCUAUGUUUAAUACAACAUCAACUACAACUACGUUUCGAACGACGACUAGUGAGCCAGUAUUUGGUCAAGCAAUCGCUGCUCCACUUUUUGGUAACUCAGCAAAAUCUCCUUUUGUACCAAUUCAACCGACGAAAUCAUCUAUCGAAUUUGGUACAAGCAACAACACAUUUAAAGAAGAAAAACCUCCUGCUUUUGGCACGAAUACAAAUACGGUGUUUGGUAGUUCUAGUACACCAUUAUUUGGUUCACAGACCACAGCAGCACCUACAUUCGGUUCUCCUAGUGUCUCAACCAGUGCUCUCAAUUUUGGUAGUACGAAUACAACGACUGCUGUAUUUGGAGCACAAAAUUUAAGCGCACCUGGAAAUGUUCAAACUUCAACGUCACAUAGUUUUGGUACACCAAGUCCUAUGUUCGGAAAUCAGAAUAAUCCAGCACCUCUCUUCGGAUCGACGACUACAACUCCAGUUGGAACUUUUAAUACUCCGAUGCAAAAUACCUUUGGCAGCCAAAAUUCAACUACUAUGUCGUUUGGCGCUACAAAUAAUUCUAAUGCAUUUGGUGAUAAUAAAACAUUACCAUUUGGAAUUCAAACUACAGUUGCACCUGCUUUUGGAACAAAUGAGAACAAUACAAAUAGUAUUUUUACAUUCGGUGGAAAUCAAGGACAACAGCAAAGUACAUUUUCAUUCGGUAAUAAUAAUGCUUCUAACAACAAUGUAUCAACUACUGGAUCCGUCCCAUUCCAAUUUGGUGCAAACACUUCUAAGCCAGUUACAGGAUUUAAUUUCACUGCGCCAACGACAACACCAUCGAUUAACUUUGGAACAUCGGGUACACCCUCGUUUAAUGCUCCAACUCCUGGGAUGUUUAGUAUCGGUAGUGGUUCUACUGCACCGCGAUCAAGAACCGUUAGAGGCAGAAAACCAAGAUGAUGCAGAAUGUAAAAAUCAUGUAACUCGUAAAGUAUAUUUUCAUCAAGAUACAUCGAUAUCUAAUUACUUCGGCAUUAAAAUGACAAUUGGAGCAGAAAUAUAUAUUACAAUUAUUAUUUAAUAUUUCUAUGGAAUAAAAAGGGGUGAGUCGAAUGCUUCUGUGAAAAUAAUAAGUAUGUUAAGUAAUGGGUUCUUGUUAUCAUUUAAAAAUGUUAUCAGUCAUUAUUAAAUGUAUUUGUCCUUUGUACAUACAUAAGUAUAUAUAAAAUGAUAUGACAAAACAGUAGAGAGAUAUACUGACAUUUAAAAAUUUGCUUAAAUUGUAAGGUAAAUUGUUCUUUUUUUUUUUUUUUUUUUACAUAUAAGACCACUACUGUGCUGGAUUUAUUCAUAUAUGAUAUAUAUGACAAAAAGAUAGUUAAACUUCAUUGUAAAAUAUCUAUAAUAUACAAGAGUAAUUUUUUUUAUGAAGUUUUCCAAUCUGGAUAUUUACAUUAUAAACUGGCAUUUUUCUAAUUAUUUCAGAUUUUUUUUUUCUUUUUUUUUUUUUUAUUACAUCAUACAGAUUCAUUGUCUUAAAUAUUGAAUGAUCAAGCCAAAUCAUUACUAUCGUUUUAAUAAAAAACUUGAAUUAUUAUGAAAGUAGAACAUAACUCUUCAGUUUUAGUAUUAAAUUACACAUUGUUAUCAUUAAAUUCAAAUGACUUUUAUAAAAGGUAUUUAGCUAGGAGAUAACAUGUAAAUGAAUUUAUUAGAUAAUAAUUAUACUUGUUAUUUAAUAUAACAGAGUGUUCGGUUGCCCUUGUCAAUAUUAUGAUGAAUGUAUUAUUUUUAUUAUAAUUUUUAAGUUAUUAUAUUUUUAGUGUAUCGCUACAAUGAAAAUAAGAUCUAUGUCGUUGAAUGUCUGUUCCUGUAGAAAUGAAACCAAGAUAAAGGGCCAUUUUAUAAAUUCACUUAAUCAUGAUAAUUAUCUAUGCAAUGUUUGAAGCGAUGUAUGACUGUAAUUAAGAUAACAUAUACUUGUACAGAGUUGUCAGUUAAAAUCGAUUUUUAGGAAGCAAAAAUGUUCUUAUUGGGAUUGCAGCGAUCUGAAAGAUCAUUUAUCCGAAAGAAUUAAAAGGAGUUUGAAUGCAAAAAAUAUAAAACGCAUAUGUAUACAUAUACGUGGAUCAUCGUAGCAAAUUAAAACUUUAAAGUAAGACUUUAGUAAUACGCUAUUAAAUAUAACUGAAAAAUAUAAAUAUAUAACUAUAUAAAGAGAAAUAAAUUAUUCUCAUAUCA
Molecule: messenger RNA, 5701 nt
Organism: Vespula pensylvanica (western yellowjacket)
Lineage: Eukaryota; Metazoa; Arthropoda; Insecta; Hymenoptera; Vespidae
Product: nuclear pore complex protein DDB_G0274915-like
Exons: 5
Coding region: 113-4420 (1435 amino acids)
Source: RefSeq, a predicted model, not a curated record